AUGGUAUGGGCAUGCCUCGCUUCCUGCUUUGGUGCAUUGGAGUACUGCUGCAUUUUCUUGUGGGUUAAGCUUCAUAAGCUCAAAAGGGUACACAGAAAACACAGAAGAGAUCUAGACAUUGAAGAAUUUGAUGAUGAUGAUGAAGAAUAUGAUGAUGAUGAAAGGUUUUCAUAUCAUGCUCCCAUGGAUUCAAGUGGCAGGUCCAUAUCUCACCGAUGGAGGGAUCACAGAGGUGCUCGCUUGAGGAAGUCUUUGCGGCCGAGGAGUCAUCGUAUACAAGUAGGUAUUAGUGGGGAUUCAAUUCAUGGUGGUAGAGGAAAUCCUCUUAAGCAUGGGAGUCAUAUUAAGGCUAUUGAUCAUGAUGACAUUAGGGUAAUAAGGACAUCAAAGUUUGCGCACAAAGGAAGAACUUAUAUGGGAGGGGUUCAUCACAGGCAUAUAUAA
Messenger RNA from Corylus avellana, 444 nucleotides. RefSeq lists its product as uncharacterized. NCBI's taxonomy places the organism in Eukaryota, Viridiplantae, Streptophyta, Magnoliopsida, Fagales, Betulaceae. The record is from RefSeq and is a predicted model, not a curated record.